Messenger RNA from Adineta ricciae, 1530 nucleotides. The record is from the annotation of a GenBank genome assembly. NCBI's taxonomy places the organism in Eukaryota, Metazoa, Rotifera, Eurotatoria, Adinetida, Adinetidae.
AUGACUACCUCACAUUCAACAGCAUCAUUUCGAAUUCCUCACCAGCGUUUUUCUGACGUCGAAAAUGAACCAAGAAAAUACCUGCUUCCUAUUAGUGGCUACCAGACAACUCCACUGGUAUCGUUAGAAGAAGCCAUUACACCAGUGAAGCAUCUUCUCGACGAAGAUAUUGACACCAAGGUUUAUAUAGCGAAACAAAACUGUAAAGAGCCAAAGGACGGUCUGACGCAGAAUGAGAGUGCAGCUCUCCAGUUGUACACAAUGGAGGGUGACAACAGCAAUGAAAGUCUAUAUUUGGUUCUCAAUCAAACGCUUCGCGCUGAAAGUCGAAGAAGGCUCAAAAUUUGGUUUCCAUUUUUGAAAUUACUUCUCACGGGCUUAUGGAAGUUGCCGAAUCAGAAGAUGUGUGUUUAUCGGGGAGUCAAUGCUGAUCUUAGCGAGAAAUUAAACAUAGGUGACACCGUUGUCUGGUGGGGAUUUAGCAGUUGCACAAAAUCAUUGGAUGUUUUGCAAAGCGAACAGUUUUUGACAAAAAGCGGAACGCGAACACUCUUUAACGUUGAAUGCUACAAUGGAAAAUUUAUCAGAAAUCAUUCAUUCUAUGAAGCAGAAGACGAAGUUUUACUCUUGCCAGCCACCCAGUUAGUCGUAGCGAGCAAAUUGUCGCCAGCUCCUGGUCUACACAUCAUCCAUGUCAAAGAACUAAAAAAUCCUCCAGUGCAACUGUUAAAACCGCCGUUUGUUGAAGACAGUAAAGUAUCACGUAAAAUCGGAGAAGAUCAACGAAUGUCCACACCAUUUUCUCACUCAUCUGUCAACAACAUAUGCAUCAAUAGUAAUAGUGGUUCUCAUGUAAGCAUUAUUAAUAACGGAAACUAUGCAACCAAUGCAUGUGAUAGAAUUCAAAGAAAACACUAUCCCGUGAGUAGCUUUGACUGUAUCACACUUGAUGGUGGGUUCGAUGUUCAAUUGAGUCAUUCGUAUGACAAACAAUCAGUGGUGGAGAUUGAAACGUAUGAGAGUCUUCACACCUCAAGAUGCAUUCAAACUGUGGUUGAAAAUAAGACGCUCGGCAUACGACUUGGUAGCUGCAGCUAUUCUGUUAUGAAAGUUUUCAUUCAAAUGCCCAGCUUACGUUGCUUAACCGCGAACGGUUCGGGACAAAUCGUGUCCACCAAUACGCUUCUUUCAGCGGCCGACACGCUACAACUUUUUCUCCACGGUUCGUCAAAUGUAAAUUUAGCAGUGGAUGUCAAUAGUCUCCAAGUGCGUCUACAUGGCUCUGGCUCAUUGAAGCUUCAAGGCAAAGUACAAAAUGUAUUGCAGCUUGAAUGUCAUGGAUCCGGGAUGUUUGAUGGUGCACAUUGUGCUGCUGAAGUUGCGAGAGCAACUCUCCAAGGCUCCUGUACAGCCUAUAUCGUUGGCGUAAAAGCCGUUCAUCUGUCAAUUGGUGGUGUAUCAAAUGCUUUUUACCGUGGACCUUUAAAAGAACGCCAUGUAGGGGGUAGCAGUCUGGCAAGACAAUUUUAA